Messenger RNA from Saprolegnia parasitica CBS 223.65, 1277 nucleotides. RefSeq lists its product as hypothetical. NCBI's taxonomy places the organism in Eukaryota, Oomycota, Saprolegniomycetes, Saprolegniales, Saprolegniaceae. The record is from RefSeq and is a predicted model, not a curated record. The transcript has 2 exons. The coding region runs from base 1 to 1239 and encodes 412 amino acids.
AUGCUGCGGACCUUCUACGGCGACGCUGCGCUCUCGGCCGACUGGACAGGCGAGUACGAGGAAAAGUCGGCGCAGUGGUUCGAGCUCUUCCUUGACCUCAUCAUGGUCGCCGCCUGCUCCAACGUGGCUGAGGGCCUCAAGGACGACCUAAGUCUCCGUGGCGCGGCGGCGUUCGUGCUGCUCUGUCUCAUGUACGCCUCGUCGUGGCAUCUCUACACGCACUUCAACGCGCGCUUCUCCGAGUCGUCGCUCUUGCAUUAUGGCUUUCUGUAUGUGCUGCUCGUCGGGCUUGGCGGUAUGGUGCUCGCGAGCGAGCCCGGCCGCGGGUUCACGAUCGGCCUCGUCUGCAUCCGCGCCGCGCUCCUCUGCAUGAACCUCUCGGUGUUUUGGUCGCUGCCAAACGUGCGUGGAAAGGCAGGCGCUGACAUGAGCAUAAGCCUGCUCGCCAUGACGCUCUUCGCCUUUGCGCUGUAUGUCGACCACCCGACGGUGACGAUUGGCGUGUACCUCGCGUCGCUCUUCCUCGAGACGUUAGGAGGUGUCACACUCGUGCGCUUUGCCAAGCGACCUGAUAUGUACGUGGCCAUGAACAUCGACCACGUCGACGAUCGCGAAGGCUGUCUCGUCAUGGUGGCACUCGGCGAGUCGGUCGUGAGCACGGUCAUCAACAGCCGCGGCACGGACCUCCCAUCAGCCUACUACCCGCAACGCGAGAUGCAUGCGAUGCGGCGGUCGAUUACGACCGGGUUCACCUACUCGAUGCUGCACUACCUGCUCUUGCCGACGCUGCUGGCGAUCGGUGUUGGCACCAAGCUCGUCUCGGAGGCGGUGCGCCAUAACCAAGAGCUCGCGCCAACGUCGAUCUGGGUCUUGUUCGGGUCGAUUUCGCUGGCGCUUUGCAUCAUGCUUUUGGUGCGGCUCUUGCACUAUGGCGGGCGCCAGCCGGCACCGACCGAUCCGUUGCUUGUCCAGCGCAUCAAGUACGUGUGGUGGGGCGUCUGCGCGCUAUCGCCCAUCUGUCCGCCGGUCGUGGCCUAUAUUUUACAGGCCGUCGCUACUGACGGCGGCGUCGACCCGAUCACAGCACUGGCCUGCGCUGCCGCCAUCAUCCUCUCGUGGCUCGUGAGUGAGACCGCCGUCAUGCACAGCCUCCGCGCACUCGGGUAUGGCUACUCGGACGCCCUUCAUGAGACAACAACCCACGAGUCCCGCGCACCGCUGCUGGUUGUCAAGCACUAGAUCCACAAGAUUGGUAGUUUUAGUACAUUUGUGUCUGG